This is a messenger RNA of Cercocebus atys (sooty mangabey), 645 nucleotides long. Its product is annotated as chymotrypsin-C-like. Gene Ontology annotation, molecular function: serine-type endopeptidase activity. Lineage: Eukaryota; Metazoa; Chordata; Mammalia; Primates; Cercopithecidae. Gene Ontology annotation, biological process: proteolysis. The record is from RefSeq and is a predicted model, not a curated record. The transcript is spliced from 5 exons. The annotation marks the transcript as partial.
CCCAGCAGCGACCAGACCUACCGUGUGGCCCUGGGAAAGCACAACCUGGAGGUGGAAGAUGAGGAAGGAUCUUUGUUUGUGGGUGUGGACACCAUCUAUGUCCACGAGAACUGGAACUACGACCUGGCAGUCAACGACAUUGCCCUCAUCAAGCUUGCAGAGCACGUGGAGCUGAGUGACACCAUCCAGGUGGCCUGCCUGCCAGAGAAGGACUCCCUGCUCCCCAACGACUACCCCUGCUAUGUCACUGGCUGGGGCCGCCUCUGGACCAACGGCCCCAUUGCUGAUGAGCUGCAGCAGGGCCUGCAGCGUGUGGUGGAUCACGCCACGUGCUCCAGGAUUGACUGGUGGGGCUUCAUGGUGACGGAAAUCAUGGUGUGUGCUGGGGGCGAUGGCAUCAUCUCAGCCUGCAGUGGGGACUCCGGUGGUCCACUGAACUGCCAGCUGGAGAACGGUUCCUGGGAGGUGUUUGGCAUCGUCAGCUUUGGCUCCUCCCAGGGCUGCAACACCCGCAAGAAGCCGGUAGUCUACACCCGGGUGUCCGCCUACAUCGACUGGAUCAACAAGAAAAUGCAGCUGUGACCUGUUGCUGGGAGCGGCGACAGGGAGUCCCUGUAAGAGCAAUAAAAUUCCUUCUCCCAGGGC